AUGGAUAGCAGUACCGACGUCAUCGCAAACUCUAAAUUCCACCGACCAAGAGAGACUACCGCGUCUAAGAGGGAGAUGUCACAAGGAACCGCCAUCCCGGAGAUACGCUCGUCGACUACGGCAGGCUUCACAGCGACGGCGCAAAAAGAAGACCCCAACCCGAUGUCUAACUUGCGAAAUGACCAGCUUGCCUCCACCGUCCUCUAG
Molecule: messenger RNA, 207 nt
Organism: Eruca vesicaria subsp. sativa (arugula)
Lineage: Eukaryota; Viridiplantae; Streptophyta; Magnoliopsida; Brassicales; Brassicaceae
Source: the annotation of a GenBank genome assembly